Molecule: messenger RNA, 2668 nt
Organism: Ictalurus punctatus (channel catfish)
Lineage: Eukaryota; Metazoa; Chordata; Actinopteri; Siluriformes; Ictaluridae
Gene: stxbp1a
Product: syntaxin binding protein 1a
Exons: 20
Coding region: 197-2008 (603 amino acids)
Biological process (GO): neurotransmitter secretion; vesicle-mediated transport; intracellular protein transport
Cellular component (GO): plasma membrane; secretory granule
Molecular function (GO): syntaxin binding
Source: RefSeq, a predicted model, not a curated record
AUCCUGUAAGGGAGGUGCGGCUGUGCAGUGACGUUUCCAGCCUCUCUCUGCAGUGAGCCGCUCUCUGAGGACGCUAUCCACACGCACACGUACACACUCACUCUGACACACAAACACAGGAGCGCAAUAAAGCGCAGGAAGGAGAAGGGAGGAGAGGCAGAGAGCGGAGUAUUGCGUUAGCGUCCAGAAGAGCAUCAUGGCACCCAUUGGAUUAAAGGCGGUGGUCGGAGAAAAGAUUAUGAAUGAUGUGAUCAAGAAGGUGAAGAAGAAGGGAGAAUGGAAGGCUCUGAUCGUGGAUCAGCUGAGCAUGAGGAUGCUUUCCUCCUGCUGCAAGAUGACUGACAUUAUGACAGAGGGCAUCACAAUUGUGGAGGAUAUAAACAAGCGGAGAGAGCCUCUACCCACCUUGGAGGCCAUUUACCUCAUCACCCCUACUGAGAAGUCUGUGCAGACGCUCAUUGGUGACUUUAAGGAUCCCCAUUCAUCGAAAUACAGAGCAGCUCAUGUGUUCUUCACUGAUUCUUGCCCGGAUCCGUUAUUCAAUGAAGUGGUAAAGAGUCGCGCUUCAAAGUGUAUCAAGUCUUUGAAUGAGAUCAACAUUGCCUUUCUGCCAUAUGAGUCGCAGGUGUACUCUCUGGAUAACCCUGAUGCCUUCCAGAGUUUCUACAGCCCCCAUAAGACUCAGAUGAAAAACCCAGUGAUGGAAAGACUAGCUGAUCAGCUGGCCACGCUGUGUGCCACGCUCAAGGAGUACCCUGCCGUCCGAUACCGUGGCGAGUACAAAGACAACGCCACCCUGGCUCAGCUGGUGCAGGACAAACUGGAUGCCUACAAGGCAGAUGACCCCACAAUGGGAGAGGGUCCUGACAAGGCUCGCUCGCAGCUCAUCAUUCUGGAUCGGGCUUUUGAUCCCGUCUCUCCUGUCCUUCAUGAACUCACUUUCCAGGCCAUGGGCUACGAUCUGCUGCCCAUUGAGAACGAUGUCUACAAGUAUGAAACCAGUGGAAUGGGAGACUCUCGGGAGAAAGAGGUGCUGCUACAUGAGGACGAUGACCUGUGGGUGUCUCUGCGGCACAAGCACAUCGCUGAGGUGUCCCAGGAGGUGACAAAAUCUCUGAAGGAUUUCUCAGCCAGCAAACGGAUGAACACUGGAGAUAAGGCCACGCUGAGGGAUUUGUCUCAGAUGCUGAAGAAGAUGCCGCAGUAUCAGAAAGAGCUCAGCAAGUACUCUACUCACCUGCAGCUGGCGGAAGACUGCAUGAAGCACUAUCAGGGCACUGUGGACAAGCUGUGCCGUGUUGAGCAGGACCUGGCCAUGGGAACAGAUGCAGAAGGCGAGAAAAUUAAGGACCCCAUGAGGGCCAUCGUGCCGAUCCUGCUUGACGCCAACGUCAGCACCUACGACAAGAUCCGCAUCAUCCUGCUCUAUAUUUUCCUCAAGAAUGGAAUCACAGAGGAGAACCUGAACAAGCUGAUCCAGCAUGCACAGAUCCCUCCUGAGGACAGUGAGAUCAUCACCAACAUGGCUCACCUGGGUGUCCCCAUCAUCACAGACUCCACUCUGCGCCGGGGGAAGAAGAUGGACCGUAAGGAGCGUGUGAGUGAGCAGACCUACCAACUCUCUCGUUGGACCCCACUGGUCAAGGACAUCAUCGAGGAUGCCAUUGAGGACAAGCUGGACACCAAGCAUUACCCUUAUAUCUCGACUCGCUCAUCCUCCUCGUUCAGCACUUCAGCAGUCAGUGCCCGAUACGGCCACUGGCACAAGAAUAAGACCCCUGGAGAGUACCGCACUGGGCCACGUGUCAUUGUCUUCAUCAUUGGUGGAGUGUCUUUCAGCGAGAUGCGCUGCGCCUAUGAGGCCACGCAGGCCAGCGGAAAAUGGGAGGCCAUCAUCGGUUCCACCCACACGCUCACCCCAACCAAAUUUCUAAUGGAUCUGCAGCAUCCCGACUUCCGAGAGUCCACUAGGGUGUCCUUUGAGGACCCCGUUCCCUCAGACGAUUGAGAGAAAGAGGGAAGGGUGGGAGAGAAAGAGAGAGAGAGAGAGAAAGAGAGAGAAAUCACACUCUGACAAAGCUCAACCACUGUCGUCACCCCUACCGUGCUCCUGGAUGCACUCAAGACCAUGAACAAACCAGACGAGGAACAGACAAGCUAAAACCCUCCCUCUCUUCUCUUCUAUCUGAUCGCCCGAAAUCCCCUGCUCCUAUAUUAAUGUGUAUGCAUCUUGCCUGAAAAGAAAAAUGUAAAAGAAAAAAAAACAAACAAAAAAACAACAGAAACACUGACUUAAAAAAUGAGAUAUAUAAAUAUAUAUAUAUAAAUAUAUAUAGUAUGUUGAAAAGCAAAAGAAUCAUUGUAAGUAUUCUCAUGUUUUACAAUGGAUGCAAAUGUUUAAACUGUUGAAAUAAGGUUUAAAUAUCAAAGGCCAUUUGAAACAGAAAGAACCAAAUAUUGAUAAUAUUAUUGAUAUUGGAUGCUCGGAAAUGUGUAAAUGGUAGAAUCUUAGAGUCAUUGGUGUGAUUUUAUCAUGGUUGUGGAUGGGGGAGGGACAAGUAAGUCGUUUGUAUGUGAGCGCCAGUCGAGAAUUUCAUUCAAUCAUAUCAUUUCUCUUGCUUUACGACGAAAUCCUGUCAUUCGUCACGCUGUAUGCUGAACGCUCUGG